Messenger RNA from Sphenostylis stenocarpa, 327 nucleotides. The record is from the annotation of a GenBank genome assembly. Lineage: Eukaryota; Viridiplantae; Streptophyta; Magnoliopsida; Fabales; Fabaceae.
AUGUUGAAUGACUUGGCCUGCCUCAGGACUCCAACAAUGUCAACAGCUGGAGUGUCAGGGGUGGCAUCACUUGGAGACUCUGGCAGUGAGGGAACCAGUGGUUUAGGAGCUGCAGCUGGGGUUGUAGGGGUAGGUUGGGGUGGUUUUAGAGGGGAAGCAGCUGGUGAUAAUUGGGCUAAAGUUGUGGUGAAAUACAAAAAUGAAACUAGCAAUGCUAGUGAGAAGGAAAAGAGAGAUUGCUUUUGCAUCUUGAUUUUAAGAUCAUCUUCCAUAAAAGAGUAUAAGGCACUUGAAGUGCAGAGUGCUCUUCAGCUGAGUCCAAGCUAG